This is a messenger RNA of Lindgomyces ingoldianus, 1524 nucleotides long. RefSeq lists its product as uncharacterized. The annotation marks the transcript as partial. NCBI's taxonomy places the organism in Eukaryota, Fungi, Ascomycota, Dothideomycetes, Pleosporales, Lindgomycetaceae. The record is from RefSeq and is a predicted model, not a curated record. The transcript has 5 exons.
GAAGUGAAGAGAAAGCUAUUACCGAGAAGGUCCCAAUCCAAUCUAUCGUUCCGGGACACUAGUUACCUCUUCUCCACCGCCCUGCUCUCUAUUACGGUCUUCGCAUUUGCCCUGUGGUAUGUCGUGUACCGGGUUUUGAAGGUCGAUAUCGGAUCAACUCUUGCGGUGCUGAGAGUCACGCAAGGAGUUCUGUCCACAUUGACAACGAUUGGGUUGAUGAACGCACUGGAGAUGUUGCAGUGGGGUUUGGCUGGACGGAACCAUGGUCUGGACAGCAGUGUCUUCCUAGGAUUGUCACCGACCACGCACAUAUCCGGAGUGUUCCGUAUCGUGAUUUCUAGGAGGUCUAAAUGGACUGCGCGAGCGGGGGGUCUUGUUCGGGUAAUAUUGGUGACGGCAAUCUGGGUCGCUGGAGUUGUUCUUUUCGUCAAGGCUUCCGUGAUCACGGCAUACGAUCCAGUAUUCGAAUAUGAUGUCACUGCCGGCGUCGGGCAGUUCGACGGGUCAUAUAUUCCAAGGUUCAUGGAAAAGGUGAAGAACAUCUCGCCCGAAUAUCCCCAUCAAAUAGUCCCGUUCUCCGUCAUAUCGACGAUAUACUCGUUAGUUGGAAAUUCCAUGUAUGCUACCAACGCUCCUCCAUUAGAUUGCGACGGUUGCGAUUCAUAUCUCUUAACGGGAGGGGUAUUCUUGGCGACACCUUGGAUUCCUAUCGGAUACGAUUCAUACCCGCUUGUCAACAUCGAAAAAGUACAAGCAAGUCAGAUCCAAUUCAGGGGUGGGAUGCACGAGACAGAUGCUUUUCGAAAUGAAGACUGCGACGUCUACGGGUCUGAAGGUUUCUUGAUCGGAAUAAAAAUGUGCGUCAGUAAGAGCAAAAUGUUUCCCGGAUCGAUUACAGCCGGCGUGUAUGUCUGCGCGAAUGGUACAGACAGCGGUGAAUGCGAACGACCCUUAGCUCGACCGAACAUAACAACUACAAUGUCGGUAUAUAAACGCACAGCAAGCAUAGUAGCGUCUCGUAAAAACUACAGUAUCUCUGCUGUUACCAAUUUCGGCCAAGCUGAGCAGAAUUCCGCGAUUGAUAUUGCUUCCUUUCGAAACGGACUUGCCUGGUUCCUGGACUUUAACGCGUCGUCAACACCACCUCCGUCUUCAGUCGCAGAACAUUUUUGGAACGGACAGGAGCAACUCGGUAGCCCAUAUUGGUCCAGCGAGCUGACUCGGUUGCUACAAGGCAUGUUGGCGUUCCCCUUGUGGUACUUCCAACCCAACAACUAUGGCAAUCCGGAUCUUCAAAUGAAAGACAUGAUCGAUCGUCUUCCUAAAGAAUUUUAUACCAAGGCUCAGAUUACGAGGUCGUAUACGAGGAUGACCAUCGAUCGAGAAAUGUUCAUUGCGUUUAUCAUCCUUGAGAGCUUAGUGCUGAUGUCCAUCUGGGCGAUUCUUCUCUGGUUAUGGAGCACAAGACCUUCUCUGCCGAAGCUGUCGUCGUAUCCCCUAGUUGACUUCGCUUUUAAGUCCAAG